AUGGGCAGACACGAGGCUGGCUGGAGUUCUUGCGCUGAGGAGGAUGCAGAUGCUCUGUCCUGCCCAGAACACCAGGAGGGUUUCGACGGUUCUUGCUAUGAGUUUGUGGGCCUGCAGCGAUCUUUUCUUAGUGCCCAGGGAUGGUGUGAGCAAGGCGGAGGACACCUGGCCUUCAUCCUCAACGAUGAAAUGCAGCAGUUCCUUCAGAAGCACCUGCAGCCGGAGACGGACUGGUGGCUCGGGUUGGCACCUGCGGCUCCAAACCUCACGCUGGACUCUACUUCCACUGAGGGUUCCCUUGCAUGGUUGGACGGCUCAGAUGUCAGCUAUAAUAACUGGGUGAACCUGCCGGAUGCACAAGCAGCCUGCGGACACAUCCUGAGACAUUCAAGCUUUCAGUGGGAAGCCACAGGAAACUGUAGCCAGGAGCUCAACUUCAUUUGCCAGUUUGAUUCUGGGAGAUCUAUCGCGUGCGAUGGACAGAAUGCCACGCUGCAGUGCGGUUCUGGUCACGUUAUAGAGAUUGACGACAGCUUCUACGGGCGAAAAACAAUUCACUACUGCCGAUCCCAACUGACGGCGUCGCCCACAUCCUCCCAGGAGGAGUGCAGCUGGAUAGAUGUGGUAGAUUCAGUAACAGCUCAUUGCCACGGACGGCAGGCUUGCCAGGCUCCAGUGGAUCUGAGCUCUUUCGGUGAACCGUGUCCUGUGCUGGGAAGUUACCUGUCUGUAGAGUACCGCUGCAAACUUGGACUUCACUUGCUGAUCAGUAAGCUGGCGGCCGUCUUUGAUAACGUCACCAUCACUGUGAAGUGGCUCCUUCAUCCAUUUCAGGGAAACUUAACGUGCACUCUGAACGCUGGAGAUGGCCACACUAUUGAUCCAUACAGCCCAGAGGAGAUGGAGAGCACAAUCAUACACAAGUUCAGCCAUCCUGGUGUUUUCAUGGUGGGAGUGGAGUGCACGACCAGCGACUGGCGUGUUGCAGCUCGGAAAGCAAUAACCAUCCAGGAGCCUGUUGGAGAGUUUAGUGUCAUCAGGUGUUAUAGCAGGAACAUGUCAACAGAGGGCGCUAAGUGUAAUGCACUUUAUGGCCCCCCUGUUCAAAUCCAGCUCACGGUCGAGGCAGGUACAAAUGUUUCCUACACUAUUCAUCGCGAAGCCCAUUUGGUUGCAAACUCAUCAGUGAAGAAAGGGAACACACCCCACAACAUCACACUGAAUGCCAGCGUGGUGGAGCAGCUUGGACGCGGCUGCCAUAAUCUGACCGUGGCUGCAUCCAACAGGGUCACAACCAGCACGGUGUCCACCGACCUGGAGCUGUGUCUGCUGGAGCCGAUCGAAGGCCUGCAGGCCUCCGUGAUAACGGAGAAGGACACGUGUCCAGAUUCCACCGAUCUCGUCAUCGGUGUCUUGUUGGAGCGAGGAGCACCUGCAGAGCUGCUCUUCACUCUCACUGGAGCCAAGGACACACUGUCUGAGCCCAGAGACUUGCACAAUGACAGCUUACAAGCGUAUACAUUCUCCAGCCCACUUGAAGGAUCUUUUAGGGUGAAUGUACGAGCCGUGAAUGCCUUUUCAUCCUCUGAUGUGGACGUGGACUUGGGCAGCAUACUUGAAGCUUGCCAGAAUUACUCUGACUUUUCACCAGACAGUGAAGAAAAUACAGUGGGUAACGUGAGCGUCGACGACUCUGCUGACUUAAAAAUAAUUUCUACUCCCGACGUUUUGGUCGACUACAAUCAGAGCGUCACGCUGACAGUAAAUGGAACUGAAUCAUUACCCGUCAGAGGACUUGCAUUUGAGUGGAAAUGUAGAGGAGACUGCAAAUGCACAAACAAAACAAACGAGGAAACUCAUGUGAUUGAAAAAGACUGCCUUCCAAACCCGUUCGAAAUGUUCAAAUACGCGUUAACUGUGAGGAAAAAGACUUGGUUUAGGAAAUGGGUUGGUAUCGCUUCAGCUUCCAAGUGCAUCACCGUCGCUCCUUCGACAGAAUUAACAGACGUCACCAUCAGUUGUGAUGAUUGUGCUUCGAUAAACGUGAACGACAACGUGAAGCUCAAGCUGGUCUGUGCGACAACUUGCCCAGACGUAGUUUGGCAUAUGGAAGACCCCAAACCUUUAGAAGGUAAAUUCAGGAGAUGUUACUCCAAAGCAGGAAGAAGGCCGCCUAUAGAGAAGCAGGAAGGCGCCACUGAAUAUACUGUACGCAGUCAAUAUCUAAAGGUGUCGAGGGACGCGCUGCACAACAUCACUGUGAUCGCUUAUGGCAAGAAUGUCCCCGGGUUUGUCACGUACACUCUGCCGAUACCGGGACCGGAGCCAACUGAGCCACCUGCAGCGACAACUGAUGCGCCCACGAACCCCUCAUGCAGCAUCUCACCACCGUCAGGAACUGUGCUUGAUGCUUUUGACAUUAGCUGCAAAGAAACCUCAUUCUGCUCUACAGGCUGUAAUUAUUGCUUCAAGACCAGUACAGGCAAACAUCUGCGCUGCACUAAUACAAAUGAAGUCAAAUCUGUCUUCCUGCCUCUCGGAGAUAAGAAAAACAACUACAGUUUGUCUGUUGUUGUGACUGUGAAAAACGAACAUAAGGAAGUCACCACAACUGUGGCCACGCAGGUCCGGACAAAUAACUCCAGUGCCUCCGUUCAGACUCUCCAGUCUGCAGUGGAGGAUAGUGUGAGUCAGUUAGAGCAGCAAGGUCUGCUCUCCGGCGAGGCGAUCGGACAGAUAUUUACUUCCGUUUCUGAUAUACUGAAUACAGAAGCAGGCCAAGAUCAGAAGGAUGCGAGGUCAAAGCUCAGAGAGCAAAUGCUGACCAAAAUGACUGCAGUGCUGCUGGACUCCCCCAGCAACACAACUCAGGAAGUACAAGUGACAGCCAGAGCUGUGGCCGGACUCACGCUGCGCUCAGAUGAGCUCAGUCCUGCUGCUCAAGAAGAAGCAGGCUCCUUGUUGGUAGACCUCAGCUCCUCCCUCAACGCUAUCAGCGUUAAUCAGCACAGCAGGGAAGAUGAGCAAGUUGUGCAAGCAGCUGCACCAAUAGUCGAAGCAGCCAGUAAUAUUUUGAAUAUUUCAUCAAACAAAAAAGUCUCAGAUUUUCUUCUGACUGGGAUAAACAACGUUCAGAGCGCUCUGCUGAGUAAUAAAAAUCUGAAUGGAGAGCCUGCCAUUAUCGACUCUGGUCAGAUCAGUGUGUACGUGAACAGAAUAUCUCCACACACCAUGCAAAUGAAGGACAUAAAUGUGCAGAAGAACAGCUCCUCCAGGUUUUCCUUCCCCUCACUGCCUGCUCAUAUCGUCUCUCCAGAGGAGCCGGUGGACGUCAGAAUGAUGAGUUUUGAGAAGAAUCCAUAUUCCUGGAGGGACCAAAACAUCACAGGAGCUGUAGGAUCCGUGUCUCUCACCAGAGCCAACGGCAGCGUCAUUCCCGUUGAGAAUUUACCUGAAGAGAUAGAGAUCCUCCUACCGAGGCUCGACGUCGGGCAGGAGAACAGCACAGUGCUGGACCUCGCCAAUUUCAGCACAUUAAUAAUUGACGUCCCCUCGCCGGAUGUAACGCUGGUGCUGAAAAUGGAGCCAUCUGAAGACAUUUCCUUCAUGCUAUUCCUGGGAUACAAAGAUUAUCCAAAUGAUGAGAAUUACGUAGCCAAGACUCAGAUCCCCCUGGAGAACGCAAAAGAAGAGGAGAAGUUCACCUGGGUGCUGAGUCCCAAAGACAGAACAGGAGAUGCUGGAGUGCACUACCUCGUUAUGAAGCCCAUCGUGGAGCCGGGCGUCAGAUCCGUCAACGCCACUGUCACUGUUGUUUCCAUCGCCGCCCAGUGCAAAUACUGGAACGAAACUGAGUCUUCGUGGAGUGAAGACGGCUGCAGGGUUGGUCCGCUCACCACUCACCUGGUCACCCAGUGCCUCUGUAACCACUUGACUUUCUUCGGCAGCUCGUUCUUUGUCAUGCCGAACUUGGUGGACGUGUCCCGCACCGCUGAGCUUUUUGCUACGUUCACCAACAACCCUGUGGUGGUGUGUUUUGUUGGGGCCAUUUUUGCUGCUUACCUCGUGGUGGUUAUAUGGGCGCGCAGGAAAGACAUCCAGGACUCAGCCAAGGUCAAGAUAACAGUUCUUGAGGACAACGACCCCUUGGCUGAGUAUCGUUAUAUGCUGAAUAUUAGCACAGGGCACCGCCAUGGCGCAUCUACGUCUUCUCAGGUGACCAUAACUCUGCUGGGUACAGAGGGAGAAAGUGAGCCCCACCACCUGACGGACUCCGAGAAGCCCGUGUUUGAGAGGGGCGGGGUGGACAUGUUUCUGCUGACCACACACUUUUCUCUCGGAGAUCUGCAGAGCAUAAGACUGUGGCACGACAACUCAGGAGAACACCCUGCAUGGUACGUCAACAAAGUGAUGGUGCAGGAUCUGGAGACCGGUCAGAAAUGGCACUUUCUGUGUAACUCCUGGCUGGCUGUAGAUGUGGCAGAGUGCACUCUAGACAAGGUCUUUCCAGUAGCAACGGAGACGGAUUUGAAGCGAUUCAGCAAUCUGUUCUUCAUGAAGACAGCCAAGGAUUUCCGGGAUGGCCACAUCUGGUUCUCUGUGAUCAGUCGGCCUCCGUGCAGCACUUUCACACGUGUGCAGCGAGUGUCCUGCUGUUUCUCCCUGCUGCUCUGCACCAUGUUGACCAGCAUCAUGUUUUGGGGAAUCCCUACAGACCCCUCUGAGCAGACCAUGGACCUCGGUCACAUCGAGUUCACCUGGCAGCAGGUCAUGAUCGGAAUUCAAAGUUCAAUCAUCAUGUUUCCCAUCAAUCUCCUCAUCGUGAGCAUCUUCAGAAACACUCGUCCUCGAGAGAAAACCAGCAAAACAGAAGCAUCGAAACAGGGCAAGACCGUUCGAGUGUCUCCCUCGCAGACUUCGUCCCCUCAGAAGGAGCAGAAGGACAUCACGCCAGACACAGUGAUCAAGGACAUAAAGAGGAUCGCUCAGUCACUCUCAAAGGCCAUGAAGAGUCCGCUGCCACAUCUGGAGCUCCAUCCUGGUCAGCCGGCUGACAUCAACACUCUGCUGUCUCUGGUGGAGGACAUCAUCAGACAGCAGAACCGAGCGGCUGGAGACUUCUACACCGACGCCUCCAAGAAGGAUCGCGCUAUGAUCCUCAGCUUAGGUGCAGUGAAUCUACAAGAAGACAGCAUGUGGGGAAGCCCCGAGAAGACGUCGGAUGAAGCUCAGAAGAAGAGCAACAACAGCCGCUACCUGUACAGGCAGCUGCGUCAUGUUGAGAAGGAGCUCGGUCUGCUCGGGUCGUCUCGUUUUCCAAACCCGGACAGCUUUCGCCGGGCCAUGCAGCAAGUUCAGGGAAUGAAGGGUCUCCUGGAGUUCCACCUGCCCUCGUCCAGCCUGGACGGAGACAACCGCAGCCCCAGUCCUGAGGAGAGCAUCGCUGAAAGCACUAACAAGAAGUGCUGCCAAGGAGGGCUGCCCUGGUGGUUUGUGUUUGUUGGCUGGAUCCUGGUGAUUGCAACCAGCGGUGUGUCGGGGUACUUCACGAUGAUGUACGGGCUGACGUACGGCAAAGAGCGCUCCAUCAGCUGGCUCAUUUCCAUGGUGGUCUCCUUCUUUGAGAGUCUCUUUAUCACCCAACCUCUCAAGGUUCUUGGUUUUGCAACUUUUUUCGCUCUUGUUCUGAAGAAAGUCGACCAGGAGGAAUACGGAGAGCCUCAGAUAGACGAGAGUCUCAGAAAUCCAGAUGACCCUGAUGCGAUGCGAGCAGCCAGAAGAGACAGCACAUGCAGUUUCUAUCAACCACCGCCUCCUACAGACAUCGAGAGGAUGCAGAGCAACAUGAUCAAGGAGCAGAAAGUCUUUGCCCUCAUAACGGAGAUUCUCGCCUACAUGGGGUUUAUGUGGAUGCUGCUCCUGGUGGCUUAUGGUCAGAGGGACCCCAACGCUUACUUUCUGACCCAACACAUCCGCCAGAGCUUCAGCAAAGGGAUCUCAGACACCAUGAGCAUUCAGGACGUGUUCGGCUGGGCAAACACCACUCUGCUGAGCAACCUGUUUGGAGAGUAUCCAGGAUUCAUCACCGACGGAAACUCGAAGCUGGUCGGUAACGCUCGCCUCCGCCAGGUGAGGGUGCAGAAAAACUCCUGCCACGUCGCUCGCUCCAUGCAGCGGUCUGUGCCCGACUGCCACGCUCUGUACUCGUGGGAGUUGGAGGACAUGGGCUCCUACGGUCCGGGAUGGAGUCUCUCCGCGGGCGAUAACGCCUCGGUUAACAGCCCCUGGACGUACAAGUCUCAGGGCAAGCUGAGGGCCUACCCCGUCUGGGGCAGCGUGAUGCUCUACAGAGGAGGAGGGUUUGUGGUGGAUCUGGGGCCGGACUUGCAAAACUCCAGCGGGAUCCUUCAGUACCUUUACGACAACACCUGGUUUGACGCGUACACCCAGGCCAUCUUCGUUGAGUUCACCGUGUACAACGCCAACGUCAACCUCUUCUGCAUUGUUACGCUCAUGCUGGAGACCACAGCCAUAGGGGCUUUCCAGUUCCGCAGCGAGCUUCAGAGUGUUCGUCUAUACCAGUCGACCGGCGGCCUUCACAUCUUUGUCAUGGCUUCUGAGGCCAUCUACUUCCUCUUUAUCAUUUAUUACAUGGUCGUUCAGGGGAAGCUGAUGAGGAAACAGAAGUGGGCUUACUUCCAGAGCAAGUGGAACCUUCUGGAGUUGGCCAUCAUCAUUCUGAGCUGGAGCGCGUGUUCUGUCUUCAUCAAGAGGACGUUACUGGGGAAUAGAGAUAUGAACUAUUACCAGAACAACAAAGACCAAUACGCCAGUUUCCAUGAGACAGCCAAGGCCGACGCCGUGCUCGGGUAUCUGAUUGCCUUCCUGGUACUGCUGGCUACGGUCAAACUGUGGCACCUGCUGAGACUGAACCCCAAGCUGCACAUGAUCACAGCCACGCUGCAGCGAGCCUGGACUGAUAUUUCAGGCUUCCUGGUGGUCAUGACCAUCAUGUUCCUGGCCUAUUCCAUUGCUUCUAACCUGAUGUACGGGUGGAAGCUGUACUCCUAUCGUACUCUGCUCGACGCUGCACAGACCAUGGUCAGCUUGCAGCUCGGUAUUUUUAACUAUGAAGAGGUUCUGAAUUAUAACCCGGUGCUCGGUGCGUUCCUCAUCGGCUCCUGCAUCGUGUUCAUGACCUUCGUGGUGCUGAACCUCUUCAUCUCCGUCAUUCUGGUGGCGUUCAGUCAAGAGCAGAUCCAUCACAAGCCAUCGGAAGAGGACGAGAUCGUGGACCUGAUGCUGAUGAAACUCUGCAGUCUGUUUGGACUCAAAUGUAAGAAGCGAGAGGCCGACGUCCUGACUGAGAGGCCGGCUGUUUCAUCUGCUCCGAACAACAGACUCUCUACGAUUUCUUCUGGAAACGACGGAUGACGUGUCACACUUUAGUCACAUCG
Messenger RNA from Stegastes partitus (bicolor damselfish), 7457 nucleotides. It is a transcript of the gene pkd1l2a, whose product is annotated as polycystic kidney disease 1 like 2a. Gene Ontology annotation, molecular function: calcium channel activity; carbohydrate binding; protein binding. Lineage: Eukaryota; Metazoa; Chordata; Actinopteri; Pomacentridae. Gene Ontology annotation, biological process: detection of mechanical stimulus. Gene Ontology annotation, cellular component: membrane. The transcript has 42 exons. The coding region runs from base 1 to 7434 and encodes 2477 amino acids. The record is from RefSeq and is a predicted model, not a curated record.